Hyaloscypha bicolor E is the source of this 2250-nucleotide messenger RNA. RefSeq lists its product as uncharacterized. The record is from RefSeq and is a predicted model, not a curated record. NCBI's taxonomy places the organism in Eukaryota, Fungi, Ascomycota, Leotiomycetes, Helotiales, Hyaloscyphaceae. The transcript has 3 exons. The coding region runs from base 66 to 2159 and encodes 697 amino acids.
CAAAGUCUCACAGCUCUCGCUCCUCGCCCUCGCCCUCGCCUUCGACUUUGCGACCUUGGUCUGACAUGUCCCUAAACAGCAUCUUAGCAUGGCGAAUUAUCAGUGCCCUUAGUGGCUACUUGAUAUUCACCCUGCCUGAGACAGUUGAGGAUUUUGAUUGUCUGGACGAGGCUGCUAUCCUCAUUGGUAACUCAAAGGAAAAUUUCGACUUUGAACUGACCAGAGUCUUUGUUCGGCCCAGAUUGCCUUGUGAUAUACCUCCCGAAAGGAUUGCUACCUGCGAAGAAAAGCUGGUGAAAGUCAUUUUACUGCUUGAGUCACUGGUGAACCCAAGUCAUAACCAAAAGUUCACGGGACAAGAGCCCGAUAACAAGUUUGGACAUCUUUUCAGUCAUGACACCAAGUACAAGAGGCUCUGGGCGCUGCUAGAACUCCUAGAAACGUCACGAGUGCCUUUCAACCUCAUAAACGGCCCUUUGGGCCCUGCAUUUAAUCUGCCACCAGACGAUUCGGUUGCAGCCAACCUGGAGACAGUUCUGGAUCUCAACCACUUUCUCGACUCAGUACCACUCCCCCAGCAGACCAAAUCGAUUCCAGCGGCUUUGGAGUCGUCCGAUUCCGUCGAAAUUCAAGAUUCCAGUAUACGAGACUAUGCAACGUCGGCUUUUGGCGCCAUUUUCAGUCACCUCCAGCACUGCCAAACGGAACACAAGCUCAUGCUUUAUCUCCCUAAGCAACACGAUAGUAGUGACUGUGCACCGAAGAUAUUGCUGGAUAUGUUUAUUUCUGUCUGCCCUGAUCAUUGCGACUGGCAAGAGACGCAAUGUGGCAAGCGCGAAAAUCUCGACGUUGGCCCUCGAACAGUACGAAAUAUGGACCUUUGUAGCAAGAUUAAAGACUCCCAGUCAGACCGAGAGGGGUUGCAUUUACAUGUGACUGGGGACCAGAUUCAGAAUCUCUCACAAGCAACACAAACUACACUCCACAGUAACAAAUUUCCUAGGAAGUCUCUCCACACCUUACUUGAGAGCGGGGCUUUCAAGGGGUUCGAUCUUAAUAGCAUGACCUCGAAUCGAUUUAGUAGAGGCCAGAAGAGGACUCUUGCCACAAGUAUCGCCUCCUCCCUCUGUCGUCUACUGGGCUCGGAAUGGGUUGGGAAAGGAUGGUGCGCCAAAGACAUGCUCUUUCUCGCCGAUGAAGAUGGCCAAAGUGAAUCAGACAUACCUGUUGGACCAUUCAUAUCGUGCUCUCCGGCUGGCCCCUACCUUGCUGACUAUGUUAAAUGGGAAUCAAAGCUUGCAAAUACAAAGCCACCCGUAUUCCUCUUUCUUGGAAAGCUACUAUUAGAGAUCGAUCUUGGCGGAAGUUUGGACAGCCAUAUUGAAGAGGAGUUGAAGAAAGAUACAAAGGAGACCGUCUGGUUACUUUUAUCGGGAAUUUACAAAAACUCUAAGGGUCAUCUCGAGUACGGCGAUGCAAUCGACGCGUGUCUCAGGUUCCACAAGGUUCGCAAGAUAAAAUUUGAGGCAGAGGAGUUAACUGGAGAUCCUGGGGAGUGGUGCGAGUGGGACAGAAGAUACAUCAAGGAUGUGGUCGAGAAGCUUGUGGUACCUUCCACAAGUAUUCCUACAGCAGCGAAGACAACGACUUCGAAGGUGGACCACCACGGAGGCCAAAAGACGAUUCAGGAUACGUCGAAACAUUCUUAUCUGUUCUCAAUCAGACCUAGAAAUUCUCCUCGGACCUCUAACUCUCAGGGGAGUGGAUCGAGAGACAACACUUCCUCAGCAUCUGCUGUUUUCUCUGUGCCUCCUCAAUCCAGCUCGAGCUCUAGCUCCUCAGUCAGUGAAGUCCACCACUAUCAAAACUCGGCACCAAGUAAGAUUAGUAAAUCCCAGCAGUACAUGUCUGGCGACAAUCAAGGGGACAACUCUCUAGAUAUGACGAAAGCAACACCAAACUACCACAUGUCGCGGUGGUUUGCUGGUCUAGACGGUCCAAACGAUACAGUUCAUCUAAAUUCUCAAGAACCGUGGCAGUUCUUCGAAAUAGAAAAUACUGAGCUGGAAGGUGAGAAUAAGAGACACAUUUACCGAAACUGCGGCGCCAAAUCAUCGCCCCUAAAUCUAAAGAGGAGCCUGAAAAGAUCCGGAAAAUAAAGAUUGCUUUGAUCGAUACCGGUGUAGACCUUUCUGAUCCCCUCAUACUGCCAGAGCAUGUCAAUGGAAGAAUCAAGGGGCAAAGCUGGGU